Molecule: messenger RNA, 1614 nt
Organism: Trichoderma breve
Lineage: Eukaryota; Fungi; Ascomycota; Sordariomycetes; Hypocreales; Hypocreaceae
Exons: 5
Coding region: 1-1614 (537 amino acids)
Source: RefSeq, a predicted model, not a curated record
AUGAGACAGUCACUUGCUGUUGUGCUAUGCGCAGCUGGUCUUCUUGCCGCAGCCUACACCGUUGAUCCUCCUACAACAGCUCCAAGUGAUACCAUACAGGACUGUACAUCUUGGGAUGUUGUUUCAAGUUCAGAUACUUGCCAGAGCAUAGCUGAUUUUGGGUUCAUCACACUUGAUCAACUCUAUGCAUACAAUCCAUCUCUAGCUAAAAGCGGAUGUCCCAUUAUAGCGGGAGACUCAUAUUGCGUUGAGCAGAAUUUUGGAGUGCCACCACCGCCUUCUUCCACCUCAAAGGCGGCUUCGACUACUACAACAGGCAAUGGAGUUACCACGCCAACACCUACACAGACUGGCAUGGUCAGCAACUGUAACAAGUUCCACAAAGUAGUCUCAGGAGACUCUUGUGCUGUUUUGGCGUCGGCCAACGGCAUCAGCCUGGAUACCUUUUACUCUUGGAACCCUGCAGUGGGAACCUCAUGCGCAUCUCUAAUCCUUGACUACUAUGUCUGCGUUGGUGUCAUCUCGCAGGGUGGUUCAACUACCACUAAGCCAGGCAAUGGGGUUUCGACUCCUGGCCCAGUACAGACGGGGAUUGUUAGCAACUGCAACUCAUUCCAUCUUGUGGUGUCCGGCGAUACCUGCCCUGACAUUGCUUCAAAGGCCGGUAUCAGCUUGGACAACUUUUACGCGUGGAAUCCCGCAGUCAAGAGCGAUUGUACUCAACUUCUUGCCGGUGAUUACGUCUGUGUUGGAAUCAUCGGCGGUCCGAUUCAAACUGGCAUGAUUGGCAGCUGUAACAAGUUCCAUCUAGUUGUUUCUGGCGAUACCUGCCCGGAUCUUGCCACGAGCAAUGCCAUAACUCUUGCCAACUUUUACGCAUGGAAUCCCGCAGUAAAAAACGAUUGCACAUCGCUAAUCGUGGGAGACUAUGUCUGUGUCGGCAUUGUAGGCGGAACAACAGUCAAACCUACAUCGACGUCUACUAAGCCCGGUAACGGAAUCUCUACACCUGGCCCAAUUCAAACUGGAAUGAUUGGCAGUUGUAAUAAAUUCCAUUUGGUUGUUUCUGGUGAUAGUUGCCCUGCUCUGGCCUCGAGCAAUGCCAUAACGCUUGCCAAUUUUUACGCAUGGAAUCCUGCUGUGAAGUCGGACUGCACUGCGCUCAUCGUGGGAGACUAUGUCUGUACCGGCAUGGUCAGCAAUUGCAACAGUUUCUACCUGGUGAAAUCAGGAGACUCAUGUGCAACAGUUGCUGCAGCAAAGGGUAUCUCUCUUGAUAACUUUUAUAAGUGGAAUCCUGCCGUCGGAACUGGUUGCUCGUCUCUGUUGGUUAGUUACUAUGUGUGCGUCAAUAUUGUUGGUGGCCCUACUCCCACGACGAUGAAGACAUCAAAGACUACCCCGGGCAAUGGUGUAGCCACACCAACACCCACGCAAGCUGGUAUGGUGACCAACUGUAAGAAGUUCCAUUUAGUGGUUUCUGGUGAUUCGUGUCAAGCGAUCGCCACCAACGCCAAAAUUACUCUGGCAAACUUUGAGAAGUGGAAUCCUGGUGUUGGUAGUACCUGUAGUUCGCUUUGGUUGGGUUAUUAUGUAUGCAUCGGCCUCAUAUGA